UCAGAAAUGGCAACUUGCGCGGUGGAGGUGUUCGGGCUCCAGGAGGACGAGGAAAAUUCACGAAUUGUGAGGGUGAAAGUAAUAGCUGGAAUAGGCCUUGCCAAGAAGGAUAUCUUGGGAGCUAGUGAUCCUUACGUGAGAGUGACGUUAUAUGACCCGAUGAAUGGAGUUUUUACAAGUGUGCAAACAAAAACCAUUAAAAAGUCUUUGAAUCCAAAGUGGAAUGAAGAAAUACUAUUCAGAGUAAGUAUGAAUUUUAUUUUAUUAUAACAGAAAAAGAUUUUACUGUAGGUUAGAAUUGUAAA
Molecule: messenger RNA, 305 nt
Organism: Castor canadensis (American beaver)
Lineage: Eukaryota; Metazoa; Chordata; Mammalia; Rodentia; Castoridae
Source: RefSeq, a predicted model, not a curated record